GCCUCCGCGUCCCGCGAGGGGGUCUCCGGGUGCCCCGCGGGGCGGGCUGGCCGGAGCGAGCACCGCCGGGCGGCCCACAGCAGGUUGCUGCGAUGGUGCAAUUAUACAAUCUGCACCCGUUCGGGUCGCAGCAGGUGGUGCCCUGCAAGUUGGAGCCUGAGCGCUUCUGCGGCGGGGGACGCGAUGCGCUGUUCGUGGCGGCCGGUUGCAAGGUGGAGGCGUUCGGAGUCGCCGGCCAGGAGCUGUGCCAGCCGAGGUGUGCCUUUUCCACGCUGGGCAGGGUGCUGCGCCUGGCCUACAGUGAGGCCGGAGACUAUUUGGUAGCAAUUGAAGAGAAAAACAAAGCUAUGUUUCUACGUGCUUAUGUGAACUGGAGAAGUAAAAGGACUGAAAACUCCCGAGUGUGUAUCCGAAUGGUCGGACAUGACGUGGAGGCACCCUUCAGUGAAACCUUCAGAGACCAGAUGUCUAUUGUGGAAAUGCCGCUUUCUGAGGCUCCCCUGUGCAUUUCCUGUUGCCCUGUGAAAGGAGACCUUCUUGUUGGCUGCACAAAUAAGUUAGUUUUAUUUAGUUUGAAGUAUCAGAUCAUUAAUGAAGAAUUCUCAAUAUUGGACUUUGAACGUUCUUUAAUUAUCCAUAUAGAUAAUAUCACCCCUGUUGAAAUUUCUUUUUGUAUUGGAUAUGUCGCUGUCAUGUCAGACUUAGAAGUUUUAAUCCUAAGACUGGAGUCAGACCCCAAAAAUGGAGAAAGUGUUAACCACCAUCCACGUAAGACCAACAAUCCAGUGAAACUGUCAGAAGACAUCAGUAAUGAAACUUUGCAGCUUGAGUCAGAUGAUUUUGUUAUCUGCCAAAAGCCCAUGGAACUUCUUGGUGAAAAAAGCGAACAGUCUGGAGUAUCUGUUACACUGGAGUCAACAGGAUUAGCUGAUGAAAAAGUAAAAUAUUUCCACGUUCAGCACCUGCUCUAUAGACGUUUUGCUCCUGAUAUUUCAUCCUAUGUCUUGUCGGAUGACAUCAAGUUGCAUUCACUUCAGUUGCUACCCAUUUACCAAACAGGGUCUCUUACUUCUGAGAGAAAAAAUUCAUCUCAGGAAAAAGAGUUGCUGAGCCUCUUUUGUUUUUUCUCAUUACCCCAUGUGGGCUAUCUGUACAUGGUUGUGAAAUCUGUUGAAUUAAUGUCAGUCUACCAGUAUCCUGAGAAGUCUCAGCAGGCGGUACUCACACCACAAUUUUUGCAUGUCAUCACAAGUAACAACCUGCAGUGUUACACGGUACGGUGCAGUGCGGCGGCCGCUCGGGAGGAGGACCCGUAUGUGGACACCACCCUGAAGGCUUGCCCACCUGUCAGUAUGGAUGUCUGUGCUUUAAGAAUACAGCUUUUCAUAGGCUUGAAAGCCAUCUGUCACUUUAAAAACCACGUUAUACUUCUGACCAAGGCAGACCCUGAAACAAUUCCAGAGAGAAGAGAGUCACCCAAGAGGCUUCUUUCUAGAAAAGGUACCAGUGUUAAUCUCAAAACACCUCCUGUAGCUGAGGCUGCGUGGAAUUUGUAUAUUGUGAAUACGAUCUCACCAGUGCAACUGUACAAAGAAAUGGUAGACUACAGUAACACCUACAAGACUGCAAAAACGCAGAGCUGCAUCCACCUUCUCAGCGAGGCUCACCUGUUAGUGAGAGCUGCCCUGAUGGAUGCCAGUCAGCUGGAACCUGGAGAAAAAGCAGAACUUUUAGAAGCAUUUAAAGAAAGCUGUGGGCACCUUGGAGACUGCUACAGCAGGCUUGACACCCAGUAUUCCCACCUCGCCUUGCCAUACUAUAAGAUGUCUGGUUUGUCUAUGGCUGAAGUUUUGGCCCGAGUAGACUGGGAAGUAGAGGAUGGAUCGCAGAAAUACGAGAGGGGAUUAAUCUUUUAUAUUAAUCAUUCACUUUAUGAAAACCUGGAUGAAGAAUUAAGUGAAGAAUUGGCUGCAAAAGUGGUUCAGAUGUUUUAUGUCGCUGAGCCGAAGCAACUGCCGCAUAUUCUCUGUAGUCCUUCUAUGAAGAAUAUUGAUCCUUUAACUGCCAUAAGCUAUUUAAGGAAGCUGGAUACUUCUGGGUUUUCAUCAGUCUUAGUGACAUUGACCAAGGCAGCAAUGGCUUUGAAAAUGAGAGAUCUUGACAUGCACAGAAAUGAAAUGAAAAGCCAUUCAGAGAUGAAGUUGGUAUGUGGCUUCAUUCUGGAACCUCGGCUAUUGAUUCAACAGAGGAAAGGACAGAUUGUUCCAACUGAAUUUGCAGUUCACUUGAAGGAGACUCAGCCUGGAUUGCUUGUGGCUUCAGUCCUUGGCUUACAGAAGAACAACAAAAUUGGAAUUGAAGAAGCAGAUUCCUUCUUUAAGGUGCUUUGUGGUAAAGAUGAAGAUAUGAUUCCUCAGCUCUUAGUAGACUUUUGGGAAGCUCAGCUGGUAGCAUGUCUCCCAGAUGUGGUACUUCAGGAACUCUUUUUCAAGCUCACAUCACAGUACAUCUGGAGAUUAUCUAAGAGGCAGCCACCUGACACCACACCAUUGAGAACAUCAGAGGACCUGAUAAACACCUGUAGUCAUUAUGGCUUAAUCAGUCCAUGGGUUAAUGUCUUAAUAUCAUCCGAAUCCUUGGCUGAUAAAAAUUAUAUGGAAGACCUUUCAAAAUUACAGUCUCUCAUAUGUGGUCCUUCAUUUGACAUAGCUUCCAUUAUUCCAUUCUUGGAGCCACUCUCAGAAGACACUGUUGCUGGCCUCAGUGUCCAUGUUCUGUGUCGUACGCGUUUGGAAGAGUAUGAGCGGUGCAUAGACAGGCUGUUAGAGAGAUGCCCGGAGGCAGUCAUCCCAUAUGCUAAUCAUGAACUGAAAGAAGAGAAUCGGACUUUGUGGUGGAAAAAACUGCUGCCUGAACUUUGUCAGAGAAUAAAAUGUGGUGGAGAGAAAUAUCAACUCUAUUUAUCAUCACUAAAAGAAACACUGUCAAUUGUUGCUGUGGAACUACAACUAAGGGAUUUCUUAAAUGUCCUCCCAGAAGAUGGCACUGCAGCAUUUUUCUUGCCAUAUCUUCUUUACUGCAGUCGAAAGAAAUCAUUGACUUGAAGGUAUCAUUUGAAAUAUACCACAAUGGCAUAUGAGACUGAAUUUUUCAAAACUGAAUGCCAGAUAAAAAAUAUAUAUAUAAAGGAUUUUUAUA
This is a messenger RNA of Eubalaena glacialis (North Atlantic right whale), 3198 nucleotides long. It is a transcript of the gene HPS3, whose product is annotated as HPS3 biogenesis of lysosomal organelles complex 2 subunit 1. The record is from RefSeq and is a predicted model, not a curated record. Lineage: Eukaryota; Metazoa; Chordata; Mammalia; Artiodactyla; Balaenidae. Gene Ontology annotation, biological process: organelle organization. Bases 93 to 3104 code for a protein of 1003 amino acids. The transcript has 17 exons. Gene Ontology annotation, cellular component: cytoplasm.